Messenger RNA from Brassica rapa (field mustard), 3979 nucleotides. RefSeq names its product leucine-rich repeat receptor-like serine/threonine-protein kinase At1g17230. NCBI's taxonomy places the organism in Eukaryota, Viridiplantae, Streptophyta, Magnoliopsida, Brassicales, Brassicaceae. Gene Ontology annotation, biological process: protein phosphorylation. The record is from RefSeq and is a predicted model, not a curated record. Gene Ontology annotation, molecular function: protein kinase activity; protein binding; ATP binding.
UUCAUCAAAUCCUCACCGUCCCAACCAAACACGAGAUCAUCUGUUUUGACGACAACCCAGAGAAACACUAAAUACGGAUCCAAAGAGUUUUAGUUCAAUGGAUCUGUACAAACCUAGCUUCUCACCACCACGUGACUUGAACCCACUUUCCGCUGAAAAUCAUGGUAAACCAAACCGGAAGGUGUCGUCGACAAAGAAGUUGACUUUGUACAGACAGAAACAAAGACAUUUUACAAGAUUGUCUUUUCUUGAUCAAUCAAGAUCAGUCCUUUUUUUUUUUUUUAAUUUCCCCCAUUCCAUAAAUUUCCAAACUUUAUGUUUCUUCAUUCUUUUUGUUUCUUCAAGAUUUAUCCAGAUGCGAAGAAGCUAAGGCACACAUCAAACUCUGUUUUCUCCUCACAAAACCUUAAAAAAAUGAGUGGUACUACUACUAUUAUAUGUUUCUUGAUUCUCUCUUCUUUCUCCUUCAUCUCAGUGACAUCACUAAACGAAGAAGGACAUGCUCUUCUUGAGUUUAAAUCAUCUCUCAACGACUCCAAUAGCUAUCUUAUCAACUGGAACCGUUCAGAUUCAAACCCUUGCAACUGGACCGGAGUCGAAUGUAACCGUCUCGGAACCGUAACUUCCGUUGAUCUCAGUGGGAUGAAUCUAUCAGGUACACUGUCUCCUCUCAUUUGCAACCUUCACGGUUUAAGUUACUUGAACGUCUCCACCAACUUCAUCUCUGGUCCAAUCCCUAGAGACUUCUCUCUCUGUAGAACCCUAGAGAUUCUCGAUCUCUGCACUAACAGGUUCCAUGGAGUGAUUCCGAUCCAGCUCACCAUGAUCACCACUCUUCAGAAGCUGUCUCUAUGCGAGAACUAUCUCUUCGGUUCGAUCCCUAGGUUUAUCGGGAACAUGAGUUCGCUACAAGAGCUUGAGAUCUACAGCAACAACCUCACGGGCGUUAUCCCUUCUUCCAUAGGGAAGUUAAGACAGCUCAGAGUCAUCAGAGCAGGAAGGAACAUGUUGUCCGGUGUGAUCCCGUUUGAAAUUAGCGGUUGCGUGAGCCUAAAGGUACUUGGCUUAGCGGAGAAUCUCCUCGAGGGUUCUCUUCCUAAGCAGCUUGAAAAGCUUCUCAAUCUCACUGACUUGAUACUCUGGCAAAACCGUUUGUCCGGAGAGAUACCUUCUUCGGUAGGAAACAUCACUAGCCUCGAGGUGCUUGCGCUGCACGAAAACUACUUCACUGGAACAAUCCCUAGAGAGAUUGGGAAGCUAGUAAAUAUAAAAAGGCUGUAUCUGUACACUAACCAGUUAACAGGAGAGAUACCUUGCGAGAUAGGCAACUUGACAGAUGCUGUUGAGAUAGAUUUUUCAGAGAAUCAGUUAACAGGUUACAUCCCAAGAGAGUUAGGUCAGAUUUUGAACCUCAAGCUGCUUCAUCUCUUUGAGAAUAAUCUCCAAGGUUCAAUCCCUAGGGAGCUUGGAGAGUUAUCACUCUUGCAGAAGCUAGACUUGUCUAUCAAUAGACUAACCGGUACUAUCCCAGAAGAGCUUCAGCUUUUAACUUCUCUUGUGGAUUUGCAACUCUUUGACAACAACCUUGAAGGAACCAUUCCUCCUCUCAUUGGUUACUACAGCAACUUUACUGUUCUUGACAUGUCUGCUAAUAACCUCUCUGGUUCAAUCCCUGCUCACUUCUGCAGAUUCCAGAAGCUGAUACUUCUCAGUCUUGGUUCAAACAAGUUAUCAGGAAACAUCCCUCGCGAUCUCACAACCUGCAAGUCGCUGACAAAGCUAAUGCUAGGAGACAACAUGCUAACAGGAACCCUUCCUGUUGAGUUGUUUAAUCUUAAUAACCUUUCAGCAUUAGAGCUACACCAAAACAUGUUAUCAGGGAACAUAUCUGCAGACUUGGGGAAGCUGAAGAGCUUAGAAAGGCUGCGUCUAGCUAACAACAACUUCACCGGUGAGAUCCCUCCUGAGAUCAAGAACCUCACAAAGAUUGUUGGCUUGAACAUCUCAUCAAAUCACCUCACAGGUCACAUCCCUAGAGAGCUGGGGAGCUGUGUCACUAUCCAGAGGCUUGACCUUAGUGGCAACAAGUUCUCAGGGGAAAUAGCUGAAGAGCUUGGUCAGUUGGUGAAUCUAGAGAUUUUGAAGCUGUCUGAUAAUAGACUGACUGGUGAGAUACCUCAUAGCUUUGGUGAUCUUACAAGGCUCAUGGAGUUACAGCUAGGUGGCAAUCUCUUGUCUGGAAGCAUACCUUUGGAGCUAGGUAAGUUAACCUCUCUUCAAAUCUCACUCAACAUGAGUCACAACAAUCUCUCCGGCGCGAUUCCAGACAGUUUAGGAAACCUUCAGAUGCUGGAGAUACUUUACCUCAAUGACAACAAGCUUUCAGGUGUGAUCCCUGCGUCGAUUGGGAAUCUCAUGAGCCUCCUCAUCUGCAACAUCUCAAACAAUAACUUGGCGGGAACGGUACCUGACACAGCUGUUUUCCAGAGGAUGGAUUCAUCAAACUUUGCUGGGAACAACCGUUUGUGUAACGCUCAGAGAAGCCAUUGUGAAGGAGAGUCCCUUGUCACACAUUCUGAUUCAAAGCUGAGUUGGUUAAUGAGAGGCUCACAAGGGAAAAAAAUCUUGACAAUCACAUGUGUUGUGAUAGGUUCUGUUUCUUUUCUUGCUUUUAUUAGUAUCUGUUUGGUAAUAAAGAGACGAAAGCCAGAGUUUGUUGCUCUUGAGGAUGAAACAAAACCGGAUGUAAUGGACAGCUACUACUUCCCUAAAGAAGGUUUCACAUACCAAGGACUAGUGGAUGCAACUAGAAACUUCUCGGAAGACGUUGUCUUAGGGAGAGGAGCGUGUGGAACGGUAUACAAAGCUGAGAUGUCAGAUGGUGAAAUGAUUGCAGUUAAGAAGCUGAACUCUAGAGGAGAAGGAGCUAGCUCUGAUAAUAGCUUCAGAGCUGAGAUAUCAACGCUUGGAAAGAUAAGGCACAGGAAUAUAGUGAAGCUAUAUGGUUUCUGCUAUCACCAGAACUCGAAUCUUCUCUUGUAUGAGUACAUGUCUAAGGGAAGCUUAGGUGAGCAGCUUCAGCGAGGAGGGAAGGCGUGUUUGUUGGAUUGGAAUGCGCGGUAUAGAAUAGCGUUGGGGGCUGCAGAGGGUUUGUGUUACCUUCAUCAUGAUUGUAGGCCUCAGAUAGUUCACCGUGACAUUAAAUCGAAUAACAUUCUUCUUGAUGAGAGGCUACAAGCUCAUGUGGGAGAUUUUGGGCUGGCUAAGUUGAUUGAUCUCUCUUACUCAAAGUCUAUGUCAGCUGUUGCUGGCUCGUAUGGCUACAUCGCUCCAGAAUAUGCUUACACGAUGAAGGUGACAGAGAAAUGUGAUAUCUACAGCUUUGGAGUUGUGCUUUUGGAGCUGAUAACAGGAAAGCCACCAGUUCAACCGUUGGAGCAAGGAGGGGAUCUAGUCAAUUGGGUGAGAAGAUCAAUCCGUAACAUGGUUCCAACAGUUGAAAUGUUUGAUGAAAGGCUGGAUAUGACAGAUAAGUGUACGGUUCAUGAGAUGUCUCUAGUACUAAAGAUUGCACUGUUCUGCACAAGCAACUCUCCAGCUAGUAGACCAACCAUGAGAGAAGUUGUGGCUAUGAUUUUCGAAGCUAGAGCAUCAUCAACAAGCCUCUCUUCCUCUUCCAUCACAUCAGAAACUCCUCUAGAAGAAGAAAACUCCUCCAAAGGUAGAAAAUAACUUUGUUGCAUCACCAUGAAGUCAAAAAAUUGUUCCAGUUCAGUAUAGAGAGGAGAAGAUAGAAUUGUUGAUUCAGGUUCACUUGAGCCUCUAUUGAUCUGAGAAGACAUUGUUCAGAAACAUUGCAGAGCAUGUAAAGCAUGUUGUAACUAUAUUCCCAAAAGGACAGAACAGAAUCAGGAACUAGGUAGUCUUGAAAUAAAAUAUUAUAAUUAAUUCUGUUUUAUGGAGAUAACUUGCGUAACAA